CAAACAAUCUCUUAUCGUUUUAUACAAUUACCACAAUGGCAUCUACAGCGGUAAAAGUAGCUGGGGCUGCAAAGGAUAUAUCGCCCCUGUACUAUAGAAUUUUAUCAAAAUUUCCACAAAAUUUCACUUUUUGUUUUGCCUAUGGGUCAGCUGUCAAGCCUCAAAUAGGCAACCAGAAGAAACACAAUAUGAUCGAUCUAAUAUAUUGCGUCGACAACUCGUAUCGUUGGCAUGGUGCUAACAUCGAUAUAAACCCUUCACACUACUCGGCACUUCGCUUUUUGGGCAAAGGAUUUGUUGCAAGAUUUCAAGAGAAGUGGGGUGCAAAAGUUUACUUCAACACAUUGGUAGACAUAAAAGAAGAAAAUGUAACUAUCAAGUAUGGUGUUGUAUCACAAAAAGACCUAAUUGCUGAUCUUCUUGAUUGGAACCAUUUGUAUCUGGCGGGCAGACUUCACAAGCCAGUUGAGAUCAUCAAAAAGACGAAUAGCUCUCAACUGCAGAUUGCUCUGCAGUCUAAUUUGCGCUCAGCUGUUCAUACUGCCCUUCUGGUAUUGCCAGAAACAUUUUCUGAAUAUGACUUUUACUUUACAAUAUCUAAUUUAAGUUAUGCUGGAGAUUUCCGCAUGACUUUUGGUGAAAAUAAGAAUAAGGUUCGAAACAUUGUCCAGCCACAACUGUUAAACUUUCGUGAACUCUAUAGACCAAUCUUGCAGCAAUUCCAUGCUUAUGUAGAUUUUCCGACUGGCGACGCUCAGUGCCACCAAGACAUACAUCCUGAAACUAAAUUGCACCAUUUAAUGCAGCUGCCUAUGGUUCCACAACAGAGAAUAGUGAAAUUUUGGAACCACGGAGGACUUCAGCAAGAUAUGGAGGAUGUUCUUCGAGCUGUGGCCUAUGAUAUUGAUUGUGCUGUUAUUUUGAGGCAAAUACUGAAGGACUUAGUAUGGCAGUCUAGUGUGAGACAGUCACUGAAGGGAAUUCCCACAGCUGGUUUCCUAAAAUCAAUCCGUACAAAUAUGCUUACUGAUGAAUCAAGCAGUGAUUCAGAAACAGGCAGGUUCAAAGGUCAAACGAAAAGCCAAGAUGACAAAUCAAUCAGUACUAAUUUGAAAAGGGAUAGUUUACUCAAUAGAUCAACAGGCAGAAACAGGAGCUUUCCUGAUAGAUUUAAUAGAGAUGCAGAUAGAAGGAGAAGUGAAAGAGAAAAGUUUGAAAGACGUUCAAGAGAAAGAAAUAGAUACUCUAGGUACUCUCCUAGAAGAAGACACUCUAGAGAAAGAAGUAAAAUAUCUUCAGAAAGAUUUAGAGAUAGACAUAGAAGAGACUCAAGAUCCAGAGAGAAAAAAUCUAAACCAAGAGAGACUCGAAGCAACAGCAAAGAUAGACAUAGGCAUUCGAGAUCAAGAUCUCAUAAGUCUCCAGUAAAAACAAGGAAUAUAAGAGAUGAAAUCAAAGGCAUUAUUACAAAAAAGGAUAGAAGUCCAGAUAAAGUUCUAAAGAAAUCCAGAAAUGAAAACUUGUCAUCACCAGAACCUGUAGCAAAGAAAUCAGUGGUUCAUAAACCCACUGAAGUUCAAAGGAAGAAAAGCGAGAGCCCUAUUUUAAUUGAAGAACAUGCUAGCAGUGAUGUUUCUGAAGAAGUGCAACCUGGCUCAUAUUAUAACAUGAUACCAGCAAUUGUAAAAGAAAAACCUGAUGAAGUAAAAGGGAAAUCUGAAGAAUCUAGUGAAAUCGAUUCUUCUGAUGAUGAGAGACUUAGAGCUAAGUUGCUAAAUUUAGAAAAAGAGUUGCAGAAAACCAAAAAGAAAAAGCAUAAAAAGAAACACAAAAGAAAAAAUUCAAAGUCUGACAAAGACAAACGUGACUCAUCAGCCUCUGUAGAAGUUACCAGUACAACAGAUAUUCCAGAGCUCAUGACCGAAUCUUCUAAAGUAAUUGAAAGUGCUGAAGUUACAUCUACACAAAAAAUGAAAGAGAGCAGUGAAGAAGGUGAAAUAUUGAGCGACGAUUCUCAAAGUGAUAUUGACCCAAAUGACUUAAGACAUAAGCUUAAACGAUCAAAAAAAGCCCCAGAUUUUCAAAAGAAAGAUGCAUGUGGGCCAGCACUACCUCCACAUUUAGAAAGACGUUUUAAAAAGAGCACAUCACCUGUCAUUGAAGGACCAUCCUUACCUCCUCAUUUGCAGAAAAAGGGCCAUAAUAUAGGACCAUCAAUACCAGAAGACAUGCGUAAAGUGUUAGCUGAAAAUAGUGAUAUGACUCAUGAAGUUAUACAUUCAAGUUCAGAUGAUGAUGGUAUAGGACCAUUACCCACAGGAGCUGAACAUAAAUGGUCAGAAGCUCACCAACGUCUUGAAGAAAGAGCUAUUGUGAUGAAAAUUCAAACACUUGAUGGGCGUUCACUUAAGAGCUCAAAUAUCAAAACACGAGAACAAUGGAUGUUAGAAUUGCCAGAAGGAAAGGCGAAAUAUUUGGGACUAGAAGCCCGAAGUUUUAGGGCAAAGGAAGGGCCUGAUAUGUCAGAUAGAUCAAGUUGGACAGACACUCCUGAAGACAAAGUGCGGAAGGCAUUAGGAAUGCCAAAGGAAGAGGAUUCUAGUACAACACUUCAAAGGGAAGCAAGGGACCGUCACAUUGCUAGUCGUGAUGAAGAACAAGAGAAGGCUGCUAGAAAACACAAAAAGAAGCAUAAAAGAGAAGAAAGUUUAUUAGAAAUUCAUCAAAAGAAAUUGAAAAAAAAGAAAAAGAAAGAAGACAAAGACGAAGAGAAAAAAGAACGACGUCCGUUCAGCCGAGACCAGGACUUGCAAAUCAACCGCUUCGAUGAAGCUCAAAAGAAAUCCAUUAUCAAGAAAGCUCAAGGCUUAAAUUCGAGAUUUUCUAGUGGUGAAGCAAAAUAUCUCUAAGAAAACUACGCUGGCGGAAAGUGUAAAACUUACGUAGACGUAAUACGUAGAUAAUAUAUUGAUUGUAAAUUGUACAUAAAUGAGGGAGGUUACGUUCGUGAUCCAUCAUGAUGUAAACAUUGUUUACUCUAAAUAAUAAAUUACUUAACUUAAACAAUGGAUGUCUCAUGUCUAUAUCAGUAACUAUUUUGGCUAAUUUUUUAAGGUUCCAUACCCUGAAAAGUAUUUUUUGAUCUAUCCUGAGCGUGUUUUCGCAAUCCACCUGAACAUUUGUUUGGAAGAACAGUUUGCGUUACAAACCCGUGCGCGAUUGGAGGACGGUGCCUUAAAUUGAACACGGGUUUGUGAAGGGGGUUAGGGAAACAAACCUGUGUGUGUUAAGGCAAUACUGCCUACAAAUGUACAUGGAAACGUAAAUGCGCUUUCCGAUCAUCAGUCCAGCAGGCUGAAGAUUCUUACCCGCAUAUGAAUAACUUAAGUCAAAUCGAACAAAAUAGGAUUACUUGCAGAUGCGAAAUAAAUAAAUAAAAGUGAAUUAUAGUAGAUAAUAUAUAUCAUAGGUAAUAAAUGGAUAAGUAUAAUAAUGAAAUACUGUGUUAGUCUUAUAUUUCUUGAUUACUUAAUUAAAAGUAAAGGAGCAUAAACAUUAGAUUAAUAAGUACCUCAGUUUGUGCAUUAUUUUGAUCCAAUAAUGUACAAAUAUUUUGUAAAUAGAUGUGGUUUUUAAUAAUAUUA
Molecule: messenger RNA, 3644 nt
Organism: Maniola jurtina (meadow brown)
Lineage: Eukaryota; Metazoa; Arthropoda; Insecta; Lepidoptera; Nymphalidae
Product: glutamic acid-rich protein
Exons: 6
Coding region: 36-2909 (957 amino acids)
Biological process (GO): CDP-diacylglycerol biosynthetic process; cardiolipin biosynthetic process
Cellular component (GO): mitochondrion
Molecular function (GO): phosphatidate cytidylyltransferase activity
Source: RefSeq, a predicted model, not a curated record